This is a messenger RNA of Naegleria gruberi, 1491 nucleotides long. RefSeq lists its product as uncharacterized. The record is from RefSeq and is a predicted model, not a curated record. Bases 1 to 1491 code for a protein of 496 amino acids. NCBI's taxonomy places the organism in Eukaryota, Heterolobosea, Eutetramitea, Acrasida, Naegleriidae. The transcript has a single exon.
AUGAAACGAGCAAUACAAGAGGAAACGAGUGAUUCACCCACAAACAAUAAGUUAGCCAAAUACUCUUCUCACGACGAGGAUGUUAAUAAUCGGAUAGGAAGGGAAAAAUUGCUUCUUUCUAAUGAUGUGAUCGGGUUGAUUUAUUCUUUUCUUCCAUUUGAUGAAAUUCAAAAACAUUGUUUGCAAUUGGUGAGUCAUCAGUGGUAUGAAAGUUUGUUGUUGGGUGAUUUUCGAUUUGCAUUAAUUAAUAGAGUGGAGAAUUAUUUGGUUCAGGAAUUUAAUUUAAUUUCCAAUUCGAAUGAAAUUUCAAGCAAGAAGGAAAAGGAAAGAAAUAUGAUUGGAUUAUUAGUUAGUGUCAAACAUUGGCUUUUUGCUCGGCAAUAUGUAAUUUCCGGGUUUGGAAAGAAUAAGAGAAAAAAAUCAUUUAGUGAGUGGUUGACUAGAUUAUUAUCUGAAAACAUAAGUUCAACCACCUAUCCCAAGAUUAGAAUUACAAAGAUGGAGAAAUUGUUUAGAGAAGGGGAAGAGUUGGUAGUGUUAAUGAUCUAUUUGAAUGAGCAAGCUACUUUGAAAAUGAGUGCUCUCUACUCAAUCAAUGAAGAUAUAAUUAUUUAUGUAGAUGUGGUGAAAGGUCAUAGUGAUUUUAAAUGGAAAGAAAGGUUGAACAUUGAUCCAAAUGUUAAAAGGAAUAUAGUGUUACAAGUGAAUGCCAAAGGAUUUGAAGAUGCUGAUUGUGAAAUUGAGGAAUAUCAAAUCAAUGACAAGUUUUAUGAUUCUUUAUAUGAAGAACUGAAAACUCCCAAACAAAAGCACAAACUAUCACCAUUCAAUUCAUUUCUAUGGAGCGAAUAUGAGGAUGAAAGAGAAAAGGAAAACCCAAAACCAAUUGUAGAUGUUGAAUUUAAUAGGGAUAUCGAAAUUCAUGAUGAGAGAUCUAACUAUUUAAUUGACUUGUAUGAUUUGGAAAAUAUUAAGGAAACUAGAGUAUUGGAUUUGGCUUGGAAAGUAGCAUGUCGUGCAUUCACAUCCAUUAAGAGCCAACAAAUCCAGAAGAAGGAUUCUGAGAUAUCAGUAUCGAACGUAAUUGGAAGAAUUCUCACUAUUAAUUUCAAACGAAAGCCCAGACUUUGUGUCGACUUGACUUUUGACAUUACUUACAAGAAAUCUAGUGCCAAGGCAAAGCUAUUUGUUCAGCAACAAUUCUACUAUGGUCAUGAUGGAUAUGAAAGUGAUGCAUUAUUCCGCAUUAAUACCCAAGAUCCCAUAUUCGACUAUUUAAAAUUAUGGAGAAUCUAUGUAGGAGAAGAUCAAAUAUCUUGGGAAUCAAUGAACUACAGAUGUCAGUCAAAGGAAGAAAAAGACUCCGUCUCUCAAUGUAGACCUCUAUUAAGAUCUAUACUCAGACAAUUAUUGGAUAUUGCACCACAUUACAAUGUAUUAGACAAACAAUUAAUCAGUGAUCCACGAGACUUACUCCUAUUUCAUUUGUGA